AUGCCGCUUAAGAAUAAUAAAGUCGGCGGUACAUCAGAUGAGUUGUCCAAAUCCGGCGCCGAAGAGUUGGCUGGACGCACGAACGCAAAGAAUAACUCUUUCCAAGAGGUGCCCCGCAUAACAGCUGCGCUCGGUAUCCAUGACACUUGUGGCGUUCACAAUUUGCAUGGCAUGCCAGCCGUUUUAUCAGCCAUUGCCUCAGCUAUUUUUGCCAAUUUUGUUACACAAGAAAAUUACAAAUCCGAGUUGGGUGCAAUCUUUCCAGCUAUGGUUGGCGCACCAGAGAAUAGUAACUCAACAAUUAUACUUGGGGGCUACAACCGCACUGCCUCAACUCAGGCUGGCUAUCAGCUUUGCGGCAUUGCAGUCACCUUGUUGGUUGCCAUUGUUGGUGGUGUUUUAACAGGCGCUGCACUUAAAUACACCGGCGUGCGCAAGUUACAGAAGGAUGAACAGCAUCAGGAUGAGCUGUUCUGGGAGGUGCCCGAAAAUAAGGAAGACUAGUAAAGUGAAAUGUUCGAGUUGUAUAAAUUUUUGUAAUGUAUUUUUGAAAACAUUCAAAAGCUUAGAUUAAGAGUUUUCACAUUUAGGGUAUUCACACCUUCCGGGUGUGUUUUGUUGCUGGUAACUGAAUAAAAUAUAAAACACAUAAAUAGAUAAACGGGAUAACCAGCAAGGUGUGAAUACCCCUAUUAUGUAUGUACUAUUAGCUCGCACCGCCGUUUUUUUUAGUUCGCUUAA
This is a messenger RNA of Rhagoletis pomonella (apple maggot), 741 nucleotides long. RefSeq names its product ammonium transporter Rh type B-like. Bases 1 to 504 code for a protein of 167 amino acids. The record is from RefSeq and is a predicted model, not a curated record. Gene Ontology annotation, biological process: ammonium transmembrane transport; ammonium homeostasis. The transcript has 4 exons. NCBI's taxonomy places the organism in Eukaryota, Metazoa, Arthropoda, Insecta, Diptera, Tephritidae. Gene Ontology annotation, cellular component: membrane. Gene Ontology annotation, molecular function: ammonium channel activity.